Clupea harengus (Atlantic herring) is the source of this 335-nucleotide messenger RNA. RefSeq names its product calpain-1 catalytic subunit-like (gene capn1). NCBI's taxonomy places the organism in Eukaryota, Metazoa, Chordata, Actinopteri, Clupeiformes, Clupeidae. Gene Ontology annotation, cellular component: cytoplasm. The coding region runs from base 67 to 309 and encodes 80 amino acids. The record is from RefSeq and is a predicted model, not a curated record. Gene Ontology annotation, biological process: proteolysis. The transcript has 4 exons. Gene Ontology annotation, molecular function: calcium-dependent cysteine-type endopeptidase activity; calcium ion binding.
CUCUCUUUCUCUUUCUCUCCCCAUCAGACUGUGUUCAGACAGUUUGACCUGGAUAAGUCAGGCACCAUGAACUCUUAUGAGAUGCGCAUGGCCCUGGAGUCUGCAGGCUUCAAGCUGACCAAUCACCUGUUCCAGCUGAUCAUCCUGCGCUACACUGAAGAGGACCUCACCGUCGACUUUGACAACUUUGUCACCUGUUUGAUCCGCCUGGAGACCAUGUUCAAAACGUUCAAGACGAUGGACACAGAUGCGGACGGGGUCAUCUCCCUCAACUUCUUCCAGUGGAUUUCCCUCACUAUGUUCGCCUAGAGCGACUGUGUGUUGGCGGAGGAUUC